This is a messenger RNA of Symbiodinium sp. CCMP2592, 2427 nucleotides long. The record is from the annotation of a GenBank genome assembly. Lineage: Eukaryota; Dinophyceae; Suessiales; Symbiodiniaceae.
AUGGCGAGAUUUGCCGCCCUGGCCUUUGACCUGGUCAGCGAUGUUUGUCGAAAUUCCAAGAUACUCAGCAGAGUUAUGAUUCCAGCAAUCCAAGCUUGCAUGUUGAACGGUGUCGUUACCAACAACAGCGGCCAGGACGAGAACAAGUUCACUGCCUCUGUUGAUAUCUCGAUCAGAAUAUUGCUCAGCUGGUUUCGCCAGCUGAAAGUUAACAAGAAGAAACGGGAAGCCGCUUUCAGGCGGCUUUCUGAGGCAGAGAAAGCCAAAGUCACAAUGGUCAUGGAGAAGGUCGAGCUGAAUGACGAGGAGGCUGAAGAGGCUGCCAAGGACGAAGGUGGCUCUGACUCCGAUGUGGACCUGACCUUUAUGGUUUCUCUUGAUUCCCUGUGUACGACAAACACAGCAGUGGAUCAUAACUCGAAGACCUCUGUCGAGAUCUUCGCGACCGAGGAGAGUUCUGGAUUGCACCGAAUUUUCGACAAUGUCCUCAAGUCUCCUUCCACUCCUCCUCCUUCCGGUGGUGCUCCUUCCGGUUCUGCUCCUUGCGGUUCGGAUCCUUGCGGUUCGGCUCCUUCCGGUGCUGCUUCUUCCGGUGCUGCUGCGGCAGAGCAGCCGGCCUGCAUUCACGGAGACCAAGACAGCUUCAGGAUCGAAGCCGCCAAGGCCAAGGCCAAGGCCAAGGCCAAGGGUAAAGCCCAGGCGACGGCCGUGGUUAAAAAGAAACUCAAGUCGAAGGCGGUUCAGAAGAAACCGGCGGCUGCGGUUGCAAAGGCCGUGCCUUCCGAACCGGCGGCGGCGGUUGCAAAGGCCGUGCCUUCCGAAGCGGCGGCGGCGGUGGCAAAGGCCGUGCCCGGUCAGGCCGAGCAAAUCUUUACUGCUCCGGAUGGUGCUGAGUAUAUGUUCAUGAUGUACGACAGAGGGGUUCCGACUGAGAGGAUUGCCAUCUGUGAGUGGCUCGGCACGAAGAGGGGCUGUCAGCUUCUGCAGGUGUCCUCGAAGGGCCUGGCUUCAGAAGCGAGGGCAGCGAUUGCUCGGGAGCUCAUGGACAUGCUGGUUGCUGGCAAAUCCCUGCAAGAUGUGAUAGCCCGGAAGUUGGAGCUACUUUCGGCCAAGACAGCACCCAAAGCCAAGGCCAAGGCCGACCCCAAGGCGAAGGCCGACCCCAAGAAGAAGACCAACCCCAAAGACAACAAGGCCGACCCCAAGAAGAAGACCGAGCCCAAAGACAACAAGGCCAACCCCAAAGCGAAGGCCGAGCCCAAAGACAACAAGGCCAACCCCAAAGCGAAGGCCGACCCCAAGGCAAAGGCCGACCCGAAGCCAAAGGCCUUCACAAGGAAGCGAAGCAUGGCAGAGGCCUUGACCGGCGACUGGAUCAAUGGGCUUGAGCCUGAGGAGUCCGGCGAGACUCCAGCAGAAGAGCCGGAGGAAAGCCAAGCUGGGCCGGGUCGACGAGACCGCAGCAAGCAGUUCAAGUUCAACGUGUUGCUCGCAGCAGGAGCAGUGCCAGAGAAAAUGAAGACGGAGUGGGAGCCUUUGAGUGCCGGCGGCAACGGCAAGAGGAAGAACGCAGUGAGUCGUGACCCCGAGACAGGGAAGCUUGCCCUCACCUGCGACACCGCAGAAGUGGCGGGGGAAAGCAGUCUGGAGAAGAAGCAGGCCACUGGGUGGGGAGACAAAGGAUUGCCGAGAACGCUCUUUAAAGGGCGCUUUGGGUUGUCGGAUGAGCAGCUCAGGGCCGCGAUCUUGAAUGAUGAAGUCUCCGUUGUCACCCAAGACAACGUGGUGUUCUGUCAAUGGCGAACCUUGAAGUCCACUUCGAUGGACGAGCGAAAGAACGUGGCAGCGAUCAAGUCCGAGCCUGUGGAAAGGCCUGAGCCGACAGAGGAGGACCUCAGGAACGCCGCUGGCUCAUCGGCUGCUCCGCCGCCCGCGGCGAUGCCAGCCAUCGAGGACAAGAAGGAGGAGCCUGCCGUGCCAGCGGCCUUGUCAGAGGCCGAGUGGUCGAAAGCGGACGGGCUCCUAAAGAAGGCUGAAAGCGCUGUCGAGAAGCUCAAGAAGGUCAACCUUGCUUGUGCGGUGCAGGCGACCAGGACGGAUGCCGGCUUCCCAGGCUUCGACGCCGGCUCCGUCUUGUGCUACUGUGGCGCCACCGCCGCCACCACCCGCGCCGCUUCCAGCGCUGGACGUGCGCCGAAGCCAGAACGUGCAGCCUGGCAGGCGGAGGGUCUUCGGUGCAGCUGCUUGCACCUCGAGCUGCCUGCUAUCCAGGUUGUAUGCCGUCGAUUCUUCUGGCAGAGCGAUGUGGCUGUAAGCCGCUCGACGACUUAUGCACGGCAGCAGGGCGGUCUCGGGAUUGGAGACGUGCUGGUUGUUGUCUGGUUCGAAGCUUUGGGCUGCUGGGGUUGCGAAUUUGUGACCAAGUGA